Porites lobata is the source of this 5402-nucleotide messenger RNA. The record is from the annotation of a GenBank genome assembly. Lineage: Eukaryota; Metazoa; Cnidaria; Anthozoa; Scleractinia; Poritidae.
AUGGACAACUUUACCGCUGUAACUAGGGAUGCUAUAGAGCACAUGGUGUCUAUACGUGGAGCUGAUAUGGAUAUUCCAGAUCUUAGUAAAGAACUCGCCCAGUGGGCAACCGAGUGUAAGUGCUUGGAAGCUGGGGUACUAAUACAGCUGCCCGAUCAGCUCAACUGGAUAAGCGCCGCUCUGCCGAGAAGGAGGUCGCGGGUUCAAACUCCGGCCGGACCAACACUCAGGGUCUUAAAAUAACUGAGGAGAAUGCGCUGCCUUUGUUAUGAUAUCGGCAAAUGGUUAGACAUUCUUGUCUUCUCUGACAAAGACGAAAAACCGUAGGCCCCGUCUCACAGCUCUCUCAUUGUUCUUUGUCUUGUGGGACGUAAAAGAACCCACGCUGCUGUUCGUAAAGAGUAGGGGGCGUAGACCCCGGCGGUGUGGGACAACCUUUCAUGGGCUGGGUGGGUAAUGAAGGGGUUGAUAUCAGUUGGGACGCAAGUCCUGUUUCAUCCCCUGUCACUGUGUUGAGACACCGUGACGAAUUUCAAUAAAGCAAUAAAGUAAUACAAUAAUCACACAAAGCAUUAAAGUUUUGUAGUUAACCCUCCACAAAGCGACCACCUAUUAGGUGGCCACCCUCUUUUUAGCGGCCAGUGAAUGAAAGUCCCCCAAAAUUGUAGAAAAAACCUCCCUUUUGUGGCCACUUCCAUCAAGCAGCCGCGUCCACUUUCCCGAAGAGAGUUCUCUUAUCAUUGUCUUCUCUAUGGGCGAAUCUUAGUUUUUGCCUCAUUGACAUAUUCUCAUCAUUAUCUGCUGAAGCUGAUAAAAUUAAACCUCUGAACAUUGAAAGAGCAUGACAAUUGCAAUCGGUUAUCCUUAAAAUUUAAGCUCGAUAUACUGAAUGGUUUCGAAGAAAUUCUCUUCUAAAAACUCAAAAUUUUAUAAAGAAUGUAUAGCUCUUUACCUUUUUUGCUACCCAGCAAUUUCCCAGUUUUCGAUUUUCUUCAAAAUUGCUUGCAAAGAGCUGAAAAUUGUGCAAAUUGCUCCAGGUAAUCAGCUCUUUCAACUUUUGAAUGUAUUGUGAUGCUUUCAAAAUUACCAAUUUCCGUGUUUCCUGUUUUAGCAGGUUUUGUCUAAAAUUAAUUACCAAACGGUGGUUUGAACCACUUGUUGUUGUUGACAUAAGCUGAACUUUUUAGCCGUAGGUACUAUGGCGUUUGACGUAAGAGUUGGACUGUAUGAUGACCCACCCGAUAAAGACACAGUCAAAUUUGUUCAAGCUACAGUCGAUGCACUUGCACUCCAGGGAAAGUUGAGUAGAGGAUGGGAAAGCCUGUUUUGGAAAUUCUUCACGACGCCAACAUACCGGAAAUUCUGUGAAGCACGAGAUACCUCAUACGCCAUGAGCCAAAAGAUUGUGGACAACAAGGUUGCGGAAUUAAAAAAAAUGGCAGAAGAAGGAAGGGCGUUUGAUGACAAUCAAAGUGAGUGUAACUUUGAUUUAUUUACAAAGUUUUUAAGCAAAACAAAAUAUACAAAAUCAUGUAAUUAAUUCGAAAUGGCAGAUCUAAGACGGCCGAUGAUGUUAGUCCCUUUCUUUUAUGAAUGACGUCAUCAUGAUGUCACUUCUAUUGUUUAAGAUUAGAGCGAUUUUCGUAUGACCUUGAAAAAUGGUUUUGGUAAGUGUUCGUUAUUUGUUUUAUCAGCCAAUGGAUGAAAAGAUCAAAACCCUUAUAUGGAGAAGGCAAUGUGAUUGGCCAAUCGUGUUGCAGUAUGACGUCAAAGCGAAGUAUCGAUUGAUUUCUAGAAAGUUCUUCGGGCAUGAAGUUUUUUCACCCGAGCGUUCGCUUAUUCGAUAAACUAAUCAGAUCGCUCUAUUUUCAUUUGUUUUUUUUUCUGUUUUGCUCGCUCGUUUUCGUUUCAAGAUCAUACGAAAGUCGCUCUCUCAAUGUGUUAGUCGACUUCAUGAUUUCUUCAGACAUAGGAAGAAACAAAAAUCAAACUGCGGUGAUAAACUUAAGACAUGACGUAUGGUAGGAAAAUGUGCUUAUUAAUAAAGCCUGCAAACUAAAAAAGGUCAAGUUUUUCACUGCUGACAUUUUUAUUUAUAGGGAAGGUUUUAGAUCCUUAAUCAGCAGAGUCUCCUUUUUUUUGCAAUGGGUGUCCAACCGUCAUCUUACCAAAAUUCCGAAAUGGUCCCGCAUGUCAUCUAUUCUUUCUUUCAUUAGUUACACCCUAAGUUUAAAUUUAUGUAAUUAUUCAACGGUUUAUACUUCUGAAGAUGUAUGUUUUAACAUACGAAACGUCAAGUUAAAGUUUUCUUUCCGCUCCAGAAAUGCGUUGAUAUUUCCUUAUGUUUAUCACCACAGUUCGCUUUUUGUUUGUUCUUUAGACAUGUUUCUUUAUAGCUAUUUCUAGAAGAAAGAGUGAUAAAUAUCGGACCAGUUAAUAAUUCAACGAUAUGACGUCAUAGUGAAGUCAAAUUACGUCAUUAGUGUCAAUCAGAUUAUACCUACAAUCCUGGACAAAAGUCCUUGUUAAAGUAAGAGCAUAACAGCAGUUCUACGUGUAUCACAAGAACUGUUCUAAAAAGAAGUGCUUUCAUUUAAAAAAUCCAUAACCCCUCCCCCUUCCCCACCCAAUACAAUGUCGAAAGAUCAAAGAAAUUCUGCCUUGACGGUUUCAACACUGUCCGUGGGGUGGGGGGAGGGGGUGGGGACGUGCAGUGUAAGUAGCGCGCGGAUAUGAAUUUAGUGUAUGUUAAAGCGCGUUCGAACUGUACAACUGUCCCAAGACUUUUGUCCAUGAUUGUAGAUGUUGAGAUUGUGGCAGAUACAUAAUUCUCGAUAUUAAGAAGUAAUUCGCGUAUGGCUUUCCUCGGUGCAUUGACUUCUAAAACUUUAAUGUGUAGUUCCAAAAAAUGUCCAUACCCCCCUCGGAGGGCACUUUUGUUUUAGACCCCCCAUCCCCCUGGAAUUUCCAUUCUAGGGGGUGCUUGUCAUACCCCCUUCCCCACCCACCCCCUAGAAUUUCCGUAAUUUUCCAACUCUGUUGGGAACCCCCUGGAAAGAAUGUUUCCGGAAAAAAUGCAUUUGCAUGAUACUUUUAUGCGAAAGAUAAUUGUUUCCGCGAUAAAGAGAGAAAAAAUCUUUUUUAUUCCUGUUAACACAGGGUCAAUCUCAAUUGAGAUUCUUUCCACUGAAAACGCCUCGCGCAUGAGGAAAGUUAUGCUGGCAAAGGGCACCGACGAUAACACACACCAGUUUCAGUUUUCAAACAAUUAAACCGUUUUGGUAAACUUUCAAAACGUUUAGUAAACUAACAGCGAGUACUUUGCUUAGCUUUUGCAUUUUUUUCCUCCUUUUACCGCGAUGAAGACCUAACUGUAGCAUUAUUUUUUUUCAGCUUGUCUUAUAUUUUUAUAUUUCAGCUGUACCUCUACUGACCUAUCUAUUAAUGAAAGGCGAACUCACUCCGGAAGAAAUUAAUAUGAAUUCAAUCGGAAUGUUCAGAGCAGGAGUUGAUACGGUAAACGCUUAAUUAUCUACACCUACACUAAUCACUGGGCAUAUAUAAGCGCAAUUUACAGAAUACAAAGACGAUAGAACUUGCUAAUCAGCCAAGCAAGCACAACAGUAGUAAGGUCUACUCGAAGUAAGUAUCCGGAUAUUUUUCAAAAUGGAGAUUCAUUUCCCUGUUUAGCCUUCGUUCCGCAUGUAUACUGCUUUGUCGGGUGCCAAAAACAAAAAUGUAGAAAUUCUUGAAAACGACGGCGGCUUAUCGUUUACGUGUGUACGGAAGAGAACGGAGGGUUUUUUGUGUGUUUUUGCACAAGAUCAUUGUUACAAGUGAAUUUAAGGCUAUGUUUACACGUGCCCACAUACCUCUCCCCUAAGUCAAUAUUAUAACAUUUUCUUCUCACUUAGGGCAAAAUGUUGGGUUAGGGGAGGGGUAGGUGGGCAGUUUCCCAGAAACCUAAAUCGAUCAGUUCACACUAUACUGUAUAGUAGGGGCAGCAAGCAACGGUCAAGGGCGGCACAAGUCAUGAGACGAACCAAACUUAGUGAGUUAAGUUCAUGAAAAGUUCGACAUCUGGCUCAGUUCGUCUCAAUGAGUUUGGAUCGUCCAACACGUUCUAUCCGUCUGCUUCAGUAGAACGUCUGACGAUCGUCUCCGGGACAAACUUCGAUCUCCACAUGCGACGAACUAAACUAAUAAAUUAAAAAUUUGUAUGAUAGUAUAUCUGACUGGAUUUAUGAAAACAUGGCUUCAGUAAGCGUCUAAAGGUCCUAUGCUAAGUGCGUCCUUGGUACCAAGACUUUGACCCUCCCCACCCAGGACAAUGGGUGACUGUCUGCACCUCCCACUGAGCUCUGCAAUUAUCAUGAUAAUCAUUCUAAACAGAGGCCUGAUUCACCUGGCUAGGGCAAAUUAAGACCAAGGCACUCGCCAGUCAAGGCCUGCACUGAACACUGCUGCUUACUGAAGGGGUUGUGUCAAAACAGCCCCCUCCCUACACCACUAGUUUUGACCCCAAGGCCUGAUCCACCCAUCCACUGGGCAGUCCCUGGGCUAUCCAGCUGUACCGACCAAGACGUCAAGCCCCCUACAUUUUUGGGCACCGGGCUGGCCUGGAGCCGGGCGGCGCCCGUCGCCAGGCGAAAACCCAGUGGCGGCGUUUUAACGAAAUCAGACAGAUAUAUUAUUUAGCCUUGUUCGAAAGAAAAUUUACUACUGGCCGACCAAAAUUGCGAAACGUCCUAAGUUCGACGUCUGACCCAAGAGACGAUCAUAACUUAAUUUGGGUCGACACAAAUUAGAGUUUGGUUCGUCCCAUGAAAAGUUCGACGGCUGGUCUAGGCUUUAGCUAACCAAGACAUUGAUCCACUGUUGAAAGUUUAUCUGUCCUUUCGUUAUAAUCGUGAAACCGCAAGGCGUGCACACUCGUGCUCAUAGCUUCUACUUUUUAUUGGUUAAGUGUGUUCUCAAAUGUGGUGUAGACCAUAUUUGGCAGCGAUUUCCGGCUUCUUUGAACUACGAACGUUGCCAUGGUCACCAAGUAAAGUUGAAAAAGGUGCAUUUUACCCCUUCGCAAUCAAAGUAGGUUCCAGGUACACUUACAUUAUGCUUAAAGCUCUUGAGUGAAGAUAACAAAUUUAGAUUGUUACGAGCACAAUUUAUCGUAGCCUACACCCUUCAUUCAUUAUCAUUAUUAUUAUUAUUACUAUUAUUAUUUGUUUAUUUAUUUAUCUAUUUUUUAGACAUCUAACGCAAUGCUGUGGCUUCUUUAUGAUUUGGCCAAUAAUCCCAAGGUGCAGGAGAGGGUGUAUGAAGAAGUACUCUCUCUUAUUAGUCCCCACGGUGAUUUCAACUCUGAGAAUUUGCAAAGUUGCAGUACAUUAAAGCUUGUGUGA